Messenger RNA from Manis javanica (Malayan pangolin), 1813 nucleotides. The record is from RefSeq and is a predicted model, not a curated record. Lineage: Eukaryota; Metazoa; Chordata; Mammalia; Pholidota; Manidae.
CUCGAAGGCCCGGCCGUGCUGCGGGGUCUAGAAGCUGAGGCGGGGAGCGGGAAGAGACUUGGGAUUGGAACAAAACCAGCGGCCAGGAUGGGCCACCGGUCACAGGGCAAGGAUGGCGGCUGCAGCGACACUGGCCAUGGACCAACCAGCUGGCCUGCAGGUGGACUACGUCUUCCGGGGUGUGGAGCAUGCCGUGCGGGUGGUGGUGUCUGGGCAGGUGCUGGAGCUGGAGGUGGAAGACCGGAUGACAGCCGACCAGUGGCGGGGCGCGUUUGAUGCCAGUUUCAUUGAAGAUUUGACUCACAAGACAGGGAACUUCAAACAGUUCAACAUCUUCUGUAACAUGCUGGAGUCGGCCCUCACCCAGAGCAGUGAGUCAGUCACCCUUGACCUGCUGACCUACACAGAUCUGGAGUCCCUGCGGAACCGGAAGAUGGGGGGCCGCCCAGGCCCCUUGGCCUCGAGGUCGGCCCAGCUCAACUCCAAGCGCUACCUGAUCCUCAUCUACUCCGUGGAGUUUGACAGGAUUCACUACCCGCUGCCCCUCCCGUACCAGGGCAAGCCAGACCCCGUGGUCCUGCAGGGCAUCAUCCGUUCACUGAAGGAGGAGCUGGGCCGCCUCCGCGGGCCAGACCGUCAGGACGCCCGGCAGGCCCCGGAGACUGAGAUCUGGCACCUGCGGGAACAGAAUUACCUUCAUGUUGGCCCCUCCACUCUUUUCCAAAUGACCCCAGUCAUCUUUGGUGGCUUCCUUGUUUUCUGGCUUCUCAAGAUGUCUCAGAUUUUUUUGUGCCUUUCCAGCCUCAGAACUGGUGUAAGUCAUUUUUCCAAGGAGCUCUGGUUUCUUUUCGUGGGAAAUUGCACUGUAAAUGACAGUGGGUCUUCCGCUCCCAGAAGACGGACUCCGCCCGCGGUGGUCCUCUCGGCCCCGGAAGAUCGGGUCUCGUCGUCCCGGGAGCGCUCCACAUCGCGCGGCCGCUGCGCCAUCCGCUCCUCCUCCCAGGAGAGCGGCCGCGGGGGCCGGGGCCGGGGUCUAGGCCGCCCCACCCGCCCCUCGCCGUCACCCCCAGGUGGUCGCGUGACCCGUUUCGACCCCACAGCCUUUGUGAAAGCCAGGGAGAGGAAGCAGAGAGAGAGCAAGAUGCGAAAGCAGCAGCGGAACCGACUGGGCAGCGGAGGGAGCGGGGAUGGGCUGUCCAUCUCCCGGUCGCGCCAGACUCGGCCCCCAGCUGCCGUGACCGGCCGAGGCGACGCGGUUAACCGCUCCCGAAACCGCAGCUCCUCAGUGGACAGUUUCCGCAGCCGCUGCUCGCCCGCCAGCUCCUGCAGCGAGUUCGAGGAUUUCUCUGAAUCCCUCCCUAGAGGCUCCCGCCACCGUCGGGGGAAGCCUCCCAGCCCCACAACCUGGAGUGGGUCCAAUACGCAGCAGAAGUCCACCCCCCUGGAACACGGCAGCCGUCAGAGACGCCUGGCCAGUUCGGGGGGCUGGGUACCCAUGAAAGAGUACAGCUCUGACCACCAGGCGGCUGACAUGGCAGAAAUAGACGCCCGCCUGAAGGCCUUGCAGGAAUAUAUGAACCAGCUGGACACGCGCUUGUGACCUCGAAGAGGGAGCACUGACCCUUCACCCCCUACCCACCCCUGGAUUCAGUGUGCCUGCCCAGCGGCCAGGGUGUCCUUCUAGUGGCCCAGGUCCCACCCGUCUGGUGCUCACAGGGCUGCAGGUGUGUGAGGCCUUGACCCUGGCCUCUCCACCAGGCAUUGCAUGCUGGGAAGGAGGGUAUUUUGUAAAUAAACAGAUUUGCUUUUGGGA